GCAGGUUUCUACCCGCUGGCUCACAAUCUAGACUGUGGAUGUGGCUGUAAGGGUAAGGGCCGAGGGGGUGAUCUCACCAGGGCCUCUGGAAUGCAGGCACAAUCACUGUUGUGAGACAGCACAGAUGUUGCCAGGUAACCAAAGCUUGUGGCUCCAGGCAGAGGGACUCCUGGCACAUCUGUUCAUUUUUACUUGGUUUGGGGCCCGCGCUGAGAGGCCAGGCUGGCAUCUGAAGCAUCUUGGUUCUGCUGGAGGAAGGUGGCCUCGCACUGCCAUGGAGAAGCUCUUCUGGUUCUGUAGGAGGAAGGAGUCCGGCAGCCCCGCGUCAGACCUGCCCAGAGGCGUGGGAUCAAGCCUGCAAAGCAAGCGCUCCAAGAAACUUCACAAAGCGGCUUCAGCUGGGGAUUCAGAGAAGUUGAGGCAAUAUCUACAGCUCAAGACAUAUGAUGUGAAUAUGCAGGACAAAGAUCGCAGAACACCCUUGCACUUGGCCUGUGCUAAUGGAUAUGCAAAUACGGUAUCUCUUCUAAUUGAGAAACAAUGCAAAAUAAAUGUCCAGGAUGGUGAAAACAAAUCCCCCUUGAUUAAGGCGGUGCAGUUUCAGAAGGAGAAUUGUGCCUCUCUUCUCCUGAGCCAUGGUGCCGACCCCAACCUGGCGGACAGCCAGCACAACACAGCUCUUCAUCACGCCGUUUGUGGCCAGAGCCUCUCGUUAGUGGAAAAGUUGCUUAAACACAAAGCUAAUCUUGAGGCUAAAAAUAAGGAUGGGUAUACUCCAUUGUUACUUGCUGUUACUGAAAAUAAGGAAGAAAUGGUAGAAUUUCUUCUGAAGAAAGGGGCAGAUGUGAAUGCUUCGGAUAAAAACCAAAGAACAGCUCUUAUGAUUUCCCUCACCGAGGAGCCGACAAAUACAGUCAGCCACCUGCUUCAGUAUGAUGUGGAUCUGUCCUGCACAGAUAUUUACGGAUUUACAGCUGAAGAAUAUGCUUCCUUUAAUGGUUUCACCAUGUAUCAUGAAUUAACUGCAAAUUAUGGAAAGAAUAAAAAAGCUAAACAUAAAUACAUCUUUGAAGAGAAAACUUCAGGCACUAGGACUCGGAGGAACUGAGGGAAGGUGUGUAACCCAAUUUCUACAGAUCCAUUGCUGCUUCCUUGAGUAAGGAAUAUGUAGCUUGAAAGAGCAGUUGAGUGAAGCAUCGUGCAAUUUUUGUUCGCUAUUCAUUCAUUAAAUGGAGAGC
This is a messenger RNA of Ochotona princeps (American pika), 1238 nucleotides long. It is a transcript of the gene ANKRD7, whose product is annotated as ankyrin repeat domain 7. The transcript has 7 exons. The coding region runs from base 125 to 1108 and encodes 327 amino acids. Gene Ontology annotation, molecular function: protein binding. The record is from RefSeq and is a predicted model, not a curated record. NCBI's taxonomy places the organism in Eukaryota, Metazoa, Chordata, Mammalia, Lagomorpha, Ochotonidae.